Molecule: messenger RNA, 276 nt
Organism: Arabis nemorensis
Lineage: Eukaryota; Viridiplantae; Streptophyta; Magnoliopsida; Brassicales; Brassicaceae
Source: the annotation of a GenBank genome assembly
AUGUCUUCUUCUCCUGAGGAUGAGGACUGUGUUGUGGCUGUCAAGUUCUUGGGUCCUCAGCUCAGGUUUUGUAGACCUGGUCAGAGCAUCUCCGAGUGGACAAACAUCAGAAUCGAAAACCCCUGCUUCUACUCCUCCCGAGUCAUGUUUUCCAAGAAAGAUGGCAUGUUUCGCAUUCCCGGGUCAGGAGGUCACCUCAUCGGAUCAUGGGAUCUCUGCAAACACGUAACAAAACCCACGUUACGAAGGUUCCGAUAUAAAACCUUCCCAAGCUGA